Molecule: messenger RNA, 5985 nt
Organism: Xyrauchen texanus (razorback sucker)
Lineage: Eukaryota; Metazoa; Chordata; Actinopteri; Cypriniformes; Catostomidae
Product: dnaJ homolog subfamily C member 14-like
Exons: 8
Coding region: 709-2691 (660 amino acids)
Molecular function (GO): dopamine receptor binding
Source: RefSeq, a predicted model, not a curated record
GAACCACAACGUGUCCGGCUUCAUAUCUCCGUUUGCAGAUCCUCCCCGCCUGCACGCGGCAACUCUCGCAGAUCGGUUACAUCCAGCAGCAGCCGAUGUCGAACACACCAAUGAUGUCUAUGAUGUCUAUGGAAAAGGUCACAUGUUCGGAAGUGUCGUCACACCACCUGAAUUCGCUGUACUCGGAAAUGCACCGUAAUGGAAAGAAGGACAGUGAAGCAGCUGAAGACAGAUGAGUAUAUACUGAGCUGAAGUCAUCAUAUACAGAGAUAUAAACGCUACUAUAUGUACAGUGUUCGCUUAAUGCAGUACUGUUGUAAAGUUCGCUUCAGCAUGUGUAGUAGAGGCGCUUUAGAUAGCGCGCCUGCUAAAAACACCAUCGUAAAAGAAGACGCUCAACAUCAUAAAUAUUAUUAAACAAACGCAAUCACAGUGUGUACACCUACAGUAGCUGAUGACUCGAUAUGCAUACACUUUAUUAGGAGAGUGUGUGCUGAAUGUAAACCAAUUUUUUUUUUAACUGUGACCGUCUGCAAUGCAGGAUGUGCUGAAGACCCUAUAUUGCAUUUGUGUUUCAUUUGUAAAUCAGAGACUGUUAUCCAUGUUAAAUGUGAUGCAUGCAUUUCUGGUGCCACCCUGAAGCUCAUGAUGGAAGUCUUCAUAUCAAUCUUAAGUGUGAGAGAGUGAAUAUUUGGGUAUUUCAUCAGUAUGGAAGAUGAUGUGGCUGUACAUAGGGAUACAGUGGAGGAAAGCCUGGGCUUUGGUCUGCCCACUGUUUCUCUGGUCAGUCCAUUAGAAGGGAAUGAUGGUCACGUGACUGCAUCUCAAGAGCCUGAGGUUCUAAACUGUGAAUUCCAUGAUGGAGAUAUGGAAGCAGAAGAUGCGGUAAAUGAAGAAAACAAUUCCAAAAUUGAAGAUCUGAAUGAUGAUCAGAAGGAAGAUGAAAAUUUUGAAAAAGAAUAUACAGAGGCACGUGAAAGAGGUGAGAAAAAUGAAUGGAAGGAGUUACAGACCAAUGGAGAGUCCAGAUCCCGGAAUGCUGGAACUGGGAGGAAAGGGAAGUCCAAGAAGAAUGUAUUGGGGCAAGGGUCAUGUGAUCAUACACCUUUAUGGACAUCUCCAUCAUCCAUGCCUCAAAAAUAUUUCUCAUCUUCUGGACUCAGCAGACACAAGCAGGUGAGGCGACGGAACCACCAGCACAAUCAUGACCGUUUACGUCAGAAGAAUGGAAUGUGGCUGGUCGUGGCGUGUCGAGAUUUCCUUGUGGAGUCCGUUAGUCAGUGGUGCAUUUCCUGCAUUCAUAUGGUGGUAGAACUCAUAAUUUCUCUGGUGCACCACUGUGGGUUUGCUGUGGAAUUGUCGGGAAUUGCACUGUAUGACUUUGGAACACGCAUGCUGUGCAAGGUCACUGAUAUUCCAGGCAUGACGCAAGAUUUGCGGCUAAUCUGGGUCUGGAGCUGGUGUUCAGCUGUGGCUUUAGUAGAAGGCAUCAGCAGAACUACAUUUUGGGCUCGAUGCACCCUUCUGUCCGGUCUAAGGAUUCUCUGUGUUGCACUAUGUUUCGGCUCUCAGAUGAUCAGGAGUGUUCUGGCACAUCUGAUAGGAGAAAGAGGCAGAAAGUGGUGGAUUACUCUCCAGAGCAGCAGGAUCUGGAGCAAAGUGUGUGAUCUGACCAUGAAAAGUUACUGGCGUUUGUUUAAACGAGACAUCAUCAAAGAGAGUUCAAAUCCAGAGUUGCCCAACAGGGGGCAGGAGAAAUGGCAGUCUGUUGAAGAGUUGCAGAGACUGCUGGCACUGGCUAAGAUCCCUGAAGAAGAGUUGGACCCGUUUAAUGUUCUGGGAAUGGAUAUUAAUGCCACUGAAUCUGAGCUGAAGAAAGCAUACAGACAGCUGGCUGUACAGGUUCAUCCAGACAAAAACAAGCACCCGGGUGCUGGCGAGGCCUUCAAGGUGUUGAGGGCAGCGUGGGACAUUGUCAGUAACCCAGAGACACGGCGAGAGUAUGAACUGAAACGGGUGGCAGCGACAGAAAUUUCUAAAUCCAUGAAUGAGUUUCUGACUAAACUGCAGGAUGAUCUGAAAGAAGCCAUGAACACUAUGAUGUGCACUAAAUGUGAGGGCAAGCACAAGCGCUUCGAGAUGGACCGCGAGCCUACUGAGGCCCGAUUCUGUUCUGAAUGUAAUAAGUGGCACAGUGCCGAGGAGGGAGACCUGUGGGCUGAAUCUACAAUGCUGGGACUGCGUAUCACAUACUUCGCCUUCAUUGACAGCAAAGUCUAUGACAUCACUGAGUGGGCGGGCUGUCAGCGGAUAGGCAUCUCUCCAGACACUCAUCUUGUGCCCUAUCAUAUCUCUUUCAGCUCUAAAUGCAGUGGCCCCAGCCGCCACAGAUCUGCUUCAGAUCAUGCAGCCACUGCAGGUCCACCAGCAGACCUGCAGGACUUCUUCAGCCACUUCUUCCAGGGUGGAGCUCCCAGUGACGCACCUGCUAACAGAGGCUUCUUCCCAGCUGGAACACCACAGCCACCACAUCACGGCUCCAGAGCCCCUGCAGGAAUGUUUUCUGGAUCUCCGCCACAAACAGGGUUCUUUAGCCCAGUAGCUCAACGGGGCGACCCCAGCGAACACUGGACUGAAGAAGGAAAGCCCCCACGCCGGCGCAAGAAAGUUCGCAAGCCAUUCCAGUGCUGAGCAAUGCGAUAUCAUAUUGUCGUGGCUUUUGAGAUGGAGUACUGCCUGUUUCCAUGGUUUGGUACAAGAUGGGAACUAAAUAAUUCGGCCUCAAAGGAACAUUUAAUUGUUGACUUUGAAGUGUAGUUAUACACUGAAAUUAUAGUUUACCCAAAUUUGUUCUCCUAGAGGAGCAAGCGAAGAGAGAUGCAAGAAGGAAGAAGAACUUGCUGUUUUUUUUUUUAUUGGACACGUUAACAGAGAUUGAAAUGGCAUUCUUUCAAGAAACGCAACAGUACUUUUUGCCAGUUACAUACAUUUAUGCUUGUUUAUUUCUGGCUUGAUUAUUUGAAUCAGAUGUUCAGGAUGUGGCUGUGUGUUUUGUUAUUGUUUGUACCGUCACAUGUAUAAUUGACACAGACCUCAGGGAAGACCGUCUGUUCAUCUGCUAUUUGACAAGUAAAAAAAAAAAGUGAUUUUCAAAUGUUCCUGGGCGUUUGAUAUAGAGGAAUACGUUCAGCAGUUCAGCAUUAAAACAUAGCUUGAUAAUAAUUUUUUUCAUUUAUUUGAUCACAUUUGACGAAGGCAAAAACUUCAAAUAAUAAUUUGCUUUACAAAUAUUACAUGACAGUCUUCAUGGGAAAAAAAACAAACAAAAUAUGAGCCCAUCAACAGAUUCUCACAUGAUCUGAAUGGAGCUUUAAAUCAGGACAGAAAGAAAGGUUUGGGAUUUUCACAUUAAAACUGAGCAUGCUAUAUUUGUAGAAUGAAUAUUUAAUUGAUUCGGUUUAUGUUGUUCAUGUAGAGCAUCUCUGAAGCUGGAGGAGACUUCAAUGUAUUGUAUAAAGAAAUGAGAAAAUAUCAUAAGGAGUCAAAUUCCCUUUCCAGUUUUAGCUCAUGGUUAAAGUGCUUGUUUAAGACUUUUUAAAUGAACUAGACAACCCCCAAAAUCAAAAGAUUUGCAGAGGCUGUAAACUCAAGUUAAAAAAUGUUUUUUAUUUUGUAUUUCACACUAUGUUCUCCUGAUCUUUCAGACUGUGACUUAAUUUCAGUGAUUUUAGAAGGAAACAGAACAGACGAGUGUUAGAACGGUUAGACUGGGUUACCAUCAACCGCUUUAAUGUGGUGCUUUAAUUCAACUCUGAAAAAGUCUGUUAAUACAGCAGCACUUUUACCUCUUGACCACAAUUUAUGAUUGACCACUCUCUAACGCUAUAGUAAUGACCAAAACUAAAUAAAUAAUACAAGAUUACGUUGAUAAAUACAUUUAUUCCUGAAUCAUCAGUUUUGUUAAUCAUUUAACUUCAGUUAGUCUUAAAGACUUCAUUAUAUUCUUCAAGUUUUACAGAAACCUACCGGAAAUGACAAAUUUUGUAUUAUUUCUAUUCAUAACUGAAAAUGUAAUUGGUUUACCAGAAAUAAAACAAUGGAUCAUUUAGUUUACAGUGUUUUGUAUUUCUGCAAUAGUAUUCACUAGAACCUCCCCGCUGUUCAUUGUUUUAGUUGUAUGCUUUGUUAUCAGCAACUCUGUGCAAUGCAAUAUGCCACUCACCAUUUUAAGAUAUGAUCCAUUUAACUGUAUUCAGUUGUUGAGUUGAGGUUCUGAAGUUGAUGCAUUGAUGUAUUUAGUGCUGCAUACAAAGCUUUUUUUUUCUGUAUUGAUGGUGUUACAGUGAUCUCAUCUAUGUGCAAGAGAAUGCACUAGCCUAGAUCCCUCUAGUUCAGACAAUCAUUAUAAAGGUUCUAAUGUGCAGGAGACAUUUUUGCCAUCACCAAAAUCCUCCUGUUUUGCUGAUUUCCUCAAAUGCUUUGACAAAGCGUUUAAAUUUCCUGAGUGUUAAUGAGUGUGUCUAAAAGGUUUGUGCUUUAUAUUUAGAGUGUAUAUAUAUAGUAUUAAGUGAUUGUUCAUCAGUGCCAUAACAAAAAGCUGUUGAGCUUUAAAAUGCCGCCAGCAAAAGAGACUAAGGGUGGUUUCACAUAUAGUAUGUUUUAAAUGAACCAAACCCAGUUCAGGUGGUCUGAGUAUGGUUUAUCUGUGGGUCUUUUUAGUAAGGUCUGAGAUCAGUUUGGCUUUUGACAUAGUCAUAUCGGCCUGAGACCAAUUGGAGUGCUCAAAUGAACUAAGUGUCAAAACGAAAGUGGUUUCAUUUGUACACACGAGUAGUUUUUUGUUCUAUGUAAAAAUUGUGUUAAAAAUUACAAAAUGGACAACAAAUUGGGUUUAGAACAAAAGUACAUAUAGAACGGAACUUUUGACACUUAUGUGACAACAGACUUCUGACUCUAAAAGACAAAACACGUGACCUUUCUAGGAGAUGGCAUCUUUGAUACUUUAGUUCCAUGUUAUUUUACUUACCAUUUAAGAUAGCUGACAAUUAUCAAAUUAACCCAUAAUACAUUAUUUGUGAAGGUGUAAUAAAAGUCAUUUUGAUUUAGUUCAUAGUCAUACCACCUCUAAAAGAUUAUUCAGAUAAUUAAGCAUUAAUGCCAAAAAGUCCAUUUUCACCCUAACAUUUUUAAGUUUUGUUAAUUUGUCUGAGCUUCUCAAAAUGUAUCAAACUAAUCCAGUAUUUAUUUUAAAUCAGCUGAAAUUACAUGGCCUGUAGAUAUACAGUUUAGAUACUCAAUAGAUAAUUUUCCAGUCACAGUACCAUUUAGAUAAAGCCAAACGGAAAUGAAAUGAGGAUAUUGUCGUGGAAAAUUUUUGACGAAUCUCUCUAGGAUGCAAGAAAACUCUCGGAGUCCAGGGUUCCAGAUGCCAAAGUUAAAGUUUAUUGAAUCAUCAACAAACUUGAGUCCGGUCAGCUGUCCGUUCUGACUUUCUUAGUUCAAAACCUCCUCUUCUAUACAUUUUGUUUUCUGGUAUAGCCUUAUUUCUACACCCCUUCACUAUUUUUGUAACCAAUGGAUACUAUUCGUCAGCAUUAUCUCACAGAGCCUUUUGAUAUCUUUUUACUGGUAGAAACUUGGCUUUAGUCUAUCUUUUUAAUUACUUUGACCACUGGUUGUUUUUACUCCUUAUCUUCAGCUGUGUUUUCAAGGUUCAUAGCCUCAUUAUUUUGUUACAGCUGUGUGCUCUUUGUGGUUUUUGCAGCAUCAACACUUUUUGUAACCUCAUAUGCUCUCUACUUGGUCACACAAAGGCCAGGAAACUCAUAUAAGUACUUUGAUAUAAAAAACAUACUAGAAUAUUGAAAAAUUUACUAUAAUAUUUGAAGGUCUUUUUGCACAUAAAGAGGCAUCUAUGAUCCUCUCUGCAGCACAGGUGCUGCUAACACAUUCCUGAUGAUCUUGAGAGGUUCAAAUAAAACAAAC